AUGGAAGUCGGCCCGAAAAUGGUCCACGUGGAGGAGCUCGGCCUCAAAACCGAACUCUGCCUAGGCCUGCCUGGCGGCGGAGUAGGUGAGCCGACGGUCAAGAUGGCCGCUAAUCUGAAGAGAGGGUUCUCGGAGACCGUUGAUCUGAAGCUCAAACUUCAUCGCGAUUCCGAUGAACCGCCGUCAGUUGCUGAUGCCGACUCGAAAGAAGACGGCGUUGUUACUAUGAAAAGUUGUUCCAAGGAGAAUAAUAGUAACAAAGCUAUGGUUAAUCUUCACAAAGACCAUAUGAAUAUGAAACCACCUGCCAAGGCACAAGUGGUUGGGUGGCCACCCGUCCGUUCUUUCCGGAAGAACAUAAUAGCCGAUCAACAAAAGGGCAACAACAACACUAACUCAGCUCCCGACAAGGCUGCCGCUUUUGUUAAGGUGUCGAUGGAUGGGGCACCUUUCCUCCGUAAAGUCGACCUAAAAAUGUACGAGUCGUAUCAACAACUAUCGGAUGCCUUAGCCAAAAUGUUCAGCUCCUUCACCAUGGGAAAUUAUGGUACACAAGGGAUGAUAGAUUUCAUGAAUGAAAGCAAAUUAAUGGAUCUUUUGAACAGUUCAGAAUAUGUCCCUACUUAUGAAGAUAAGGAUGGGGACUGGAUGCUCGUGGGGGACGUACCAUGGGAGAUGUUUGUUGAUUCUUGCAAGCGCGUCCGAAUCAUGAAGGGAUCUGAAGCAAUUGGACUUGCACCACGAGCUAUGGAGAAAUGCAAGAACAGAUGCUAA
This is a messenger RNA of Striga hermonthica, 774 nucleotides long. The record is from the annotation of a GenBank genome assembly. Lineage: Eukaryota; Viridiplantae; Streptophyta; Magnoliopsida; Lamiales; Orobanchaceae.